AUGCGCCGGCGCGGAGGGGAAAGGGGCGGGGCGCUAGGGGCGGGGGCGCGGGCGGGGCACCCGCGCGUGCGCGAAAGUGGAGCGGGAAGGGCGGGGGGAGCGGGCGCGUGGCGGCGGCGAGGGGCGCGAAGGCGGCUCGGCGCUGAUUGGCUGAGAGCGGAAAGGGCGGGAGCGCGGGAGGCCACGCCCAGCGCGCUGAGGGGAGAGGGGCCGCCAUUGUGGGAGCGGGGGAGCCGGGGAGUUCGGUACGGCCCCAAACCGGCACCAGAGAGCUCGGCGCUGGGCAUGCUGCUGUGGCACAAACACGACGUGGAGAAGUCCUUGGCCGACCUGGCCAACUUCACGCCCUUCCCGGACGAGUGGACGGUGGAGGACAAGGUUCUGUUCGAGCAGGCCUUCAGCUUCCACGGCAAGAGCUUCGCCCGCAUCCAGCAGAUGCUCCCGGACAAGCUGAUCCCCAGCCUGGUGAAGUAUUAUUACUCCUGGAAGAAAACGCGGAGCCGCACGAGCGUCAUGGACCGCCAGGCGCGGCGCCUGCUGGGCCGGCGCGACCGCGACGACAGGGGGGGGUUUUCCCCCAACCACAACCAACUCACGGCCACCGAACCAAUUAACGAGCGGGCGCUAAUUAACGCCGCUGUCAGGCGUGCUUCCCCAAGGCGCCCGCAGUACCGGCACCACCCCCCGGCGCGGCAGCGGCGCCGCCCCCCCCGCGGGAUGCGCCUGAGCCGCCAGGACGUGGCCGAGGUGACGGCCAACCCCGACCUGGGCGCGCGCGCCCUGCGCCAGCUCGACUGCCAGCUGGUGGCCCUCAAACGGCAGGUGCAGCGCAUCAAGCAGAUCAACAGCGGCCUCAGGCAGGCGCUGGACGGGGGCCUGGAGGGGCUGCGGCCGCCUGAGGGCAGCAGCAAGUUCAGCUCGCGCUGGACAACGGACGAGCAGCUGCUGGUGGUGCAGGCCCUGCGGCGCUACGGCCGCGAUUUCCCGGCGGUGGCGGCCGUGCUGGGGAACAAGACGGCGGCGCAGGUCCGGAGCUUCGUGCUGGGCCCCCGGCGCCGCCCGGGCCUCGAGCGGCUCCUGCAGGGCCGGGGGGAGCCCCCCGAGGAGGAGGAGGAGGUG
Onychostruthus taczanowskii (white-rumped snowfinch) is the source of this 1119-nucleotide messenger RNA. Its product is annotated as REST corepressor 2-like. The record is from RefSeq and is a predicted model, not a curated record. Gene Ontology annotation, molecular function: transcription corepressor activity. Gene Ontology annotation, biological process: negative regulation of DNA-templated transcription; regulation of transcription by RNA polymerase II. Gene Ontology annotation, cellular component: transcription regulator complex; histone deacetylase complex. NCBI's taxonomy places the organism in Eukaryota, Metazoa, Chordata, Aves, Passeriformes, Passeridae.